AUGAGCGACUUGCACGACUUCUUUAGCUAUACUUCGGGUCGAUGGGUCUAUAACGAAUCACUCCGCCUUUCCGAACGAUAUGUGCCUUUCGAUAUCCCCAAGUUAAAAAGUGUUGCAGCUGCAUCCAUCGACCGUUCAGAGUCGGAUAUCUCAUCUUUCCGGAAACUUGCCGAGGGGGGAUUCAACCGGACAUUCGAGAUCGUAAUGCGAGAUGGAGUCCAGCUUGUGGCUCGUAUUCCAUACUCAAUAACCGAACCGAAGCACUUUGCCAUUGCAAGCGAGGUGGCAACGUUGGAUUUUGUGAGAUUGCAAGGUAUACCAGUACCCCGUGUCCUGGCAUAUUCAGCCGACGAUAAAAACCCCGUUGGGACUGAGUAUAUUAUAAUGGAAAAGGCUGUUGGAAAUGAGCUUUACUGGCAACACUGUUCAGUACUUCCCCUGUUCCUCCAUGCAGGGCCGCCAAAAUAUUUCCAAAAUUAUGGUGACGCUGAGUCGGAAAAUCUUAUUAAACCGCAGCUUCCUGCAAAUUUUGAUGACUUGGAUGAAAAUGAAAAAAUGGCUGCCAAUGAGGCUUUUCGAAAACGUCAUCUCCACUACUAUUAUUUCGCAGCGACGGCCAAGUUCAACAAAGACCAUUUUGAUGCAUGCACUGAUGAUGGAGUAAUCCUCAAACAAAAGCCAUUCCAGCACGCCGGAGAUCCUUGGGAAGGGGAUAGUGUCACACUAAGGGCUGAUCUUAUACGAGCCAGUCAACGCUGGCAGCAAAUUGCUAACGACACCUCAUCCUGUUGCCCGCUUAGUUACACCACAGCGGAGAUCGAUGAGUGUCUCGGUCUGGAAGUCGAGCAAAAACUGGCUGACGAAGAUAUGGAGAAAUCUCGAAAUUGCCUCGGCGUGUCCAUUGAUGGGUGGGUGACUCAUGAAAGAUAUGAUGUUGCCAAAGAGCUGAGUGAAAGCUUCAAAGCUGAAGCAAUAGCUCUGGCAGACUCUGAAAAAACUGUAGAACAAAUCCGGAAACAUUGGCCUUUUGAUGAUCAUGAUGAGAAUGAGUAA
Messenger RNA from Talaromyces rugulosus, 1053 nucleotides. RefSeq lists its product as uncharacterized. Bases 1 to 1053 code for a protein of 350 amino acids. Gene Ontology annotation, cellular component: mitochondrion. The transcript has 3 exons. The record is from RefSeq and is a predicted model, not a curated record. Lineage: Eukaryota; Fungi; Ascomycota; Eurotiomycetes; Eurotiales; Trichocomaceae.